GCGGCCUAGUGCUGGGUUUUUCUCUCUCCUUUAAACCCUAAAGAGGCCUAAACAGUUUGCAUCUAGUUCGGUGACUCACCUGUUGCCAGUUUAAGAAACCAGAAACUCCUGAGAUGAUCUCGCGACACCAGCUGGUUUCUGGCACAGGAACAGCCACUUUCUGUUUCGUGCCAAGCAUUCGCACCCUGUAUGUAGCUAGAGAAGAAGAAGACGACGACACUCCUGCUUGCCAGGAAGGAGCCAUGGCUGCUGUCUUUCUCCCAGGGAACCUUCAAGAUGAAGCCACUUGCUCUGUCUGCCUGGAGUAUUUCAGAGACCCUGUUUCCAUCGAGUGUGGACACAAUUUCUGCCGAGCCUGCAUCUCCAAGAGCUGGAAGAGUCUGGAGGGAGAAUUCCCCUGUCCUCAAUGCAGAGAGGUUUUCAAGGAAAGGAACUUCAGACCCAACAGACAGUUGGCCAACAUGUCUGAGAUCAUCAGCCAGUUCAUCCUGCAUGGCACAAAGGGCCUUGAGGAGGACGGGCUCUGCGAAAAGCACAAGGAAGCUCUGAAACUCUACUGCAAAGAUGACCAGAAGACCAUCUGUGUGGUGUGUGACCGGUCUCGGGACCACCGGCCUCAUGCUGUGGUGCCUGUAGAAGAGGCAGCCCAGGAGUACAAGGAACAAAUUCAGAGCCGUUUGGAUUUCUUGAAAAAAGAGAGACAAGAACUUCUGGAAUUCAAAACGCAGGAUGACAAGAAAAGCCAGGAUCUUUUGAAAACGAUAGAGGUUGAGCGACAGAAAGUCCUCUCUGAAUUUGAGGGGCUGCGUCAGUUUCUGCAUGAGCAAGAGCAGCUCCUAUUGGGCCAACUGGACAAGAUGGAGAAGGGCAUCACCAAGAGGCAGAAUGAGAACAUCACGGAGCUCUCCAAGGAGAUCUCUCUCCUCAACAAACUCAUUGCUGACUUGGAGGAGAAAAUCCAGGAGCCAGUGCUUGAUUUCCUCAAGGAUGUGACGAGUGCCAUUAUCAGAAGUGAUGAUCUUAAGUGUCAGAAGCCCAUCCCUGUUUCUUCUGAUAUGAAAGGUCAUAUCUGCAAUUUCUCUCUGAAGACUGUGGUCCUCAAGGGAGUGCUAAAGAAAUUUAAAGAUCAUCUGCGGGAUGAACUGGGGAAAGGUGAGAAAGAGGACUUGCUUCUGGAUCCGGAAACAGCCAACCACCUCCUCAUUCUCUCUGCUGACCUAAAGAGUGUGAGGAUGGGCUGCAGAAAGCAAGAUCUACCUGACAACCCCAAACGCUUUGAUACCAAUUCCCGAGUUCUGGCUUCAGAGGGAUUCAAGACAGGGAGGCAUUAUUGGGAGGUGGAAGUGGGGAGUGCAGAUGGUUGGGCCUUUGGAGUGGCCAAGGAAUCGGUGCGAAGGAAAGGAUUGACUCAGUUUUGUCCUGAGGAGGGUAUCUGGGCAUUGCAGCAAAAUAGUGGGCGGUUUUGGGCUGUUACGACCCCUCAGCGCACUCCAAUUUUCCUGACUGAGAGGAUCAACAAAAUUAGAGUCUACUUAGACUAUGAAGGAGAAGAGGUGUCUUUCUACAAUGCAGAGAACAUGCAGCACAUUUUUACAUUUAACAUCUCCUUCACAGAAAGGGUGUUUCCACUCUUUUCAGUUUGCUCCACUGUAACUUACAUUAAACUUUGCUCCUGAAAUGAAUUGGUGUUGAGCUGAGGUAUUGGGCUGUGUAUGUGCAUGCACACAUACAGCAAAGUACCACUCACUUUUCCUGCCAAGAAUUCACUGAGAACAACUGAGGUCCUAAUCACAUGACUAUGAGAUAUGUGAUAGCUGCACUUGAAAAGCCUGUGCAAAGGGGCCUCCAGGUUGUGGCAAGCUAGGUGUGCAUGCCCUCUGCUGGCGUGUUAAAAUAUGGCACUUACCAGUGUGCAUGCGUUGAAAGCUAAGCCCUGUGCACGGCAGUGGGUUGCACAACUGAUUUGCCAUGGACACCCAAGGGUCAUGUGAAUUAGGCCUUGAUUUAUUUAGUCAUAGAUCUGUGAGCUGCUGUUCCCUACCCCAAGUCCCAUUGUUACUGGUGCUAGAUGUAUCUCUUUCUUGCGUGCCUGAAAGUAGAGAAGAACAUAUUUAUUGAGGUGCAUAGUUUUCUCUUCCAUUUGGCAGCCCUCAGAUAGGCAACUAUCUGUAAACCGCCCUGAUCCAUUUUGGAAGGGCAGUAUAGAAAUUGAAUGAAUAAAUGAAUAAAUAAUAAUAGUGUCCCCAUUUUACAGAUGGGAUUGUUGUGCCUGAAAGGUGAUGGGGCUGGAACUACAUCUGAAAUCUUGGCUUUUUACCCAAGCUUUUAUAUGAUUGUCUCUAUUGCUGCUUCUUUGUAUUUUGUAUAGUUAUCUUAUGCUUGUAUUUUAAAUCUUUUUAACCAGAUCUAUGUUUUUAUAUUUUAGCUUAAUAUUUUAACUGUGUAAUUUUUAUAGUCUUGUUUUAAUUUUUGUGUGAACCGCCUUGGGAUUGUUUUAAUGAAAGGCGGUAUACAAAUUUAACAAUCAAUCAAUGAAUCAAUAUUACUGCAGGAUUAAUAUCAGUGCUAGUACUCAGAACAAUCACCUGUUUUUCUCCUUACCAUUGUGUGGGCAUGUUGAAAUUUUAUACUGAGUAUUUGCUUCAUUUCUAGUCAUUUCUCCACCUCAGGUUGUAUCCAAAGAAAGUGAAUCCCAACCAAGUUCCUCUGGAAUUCAUGGGAUUAAUUUAGUCAAUGACUAUCUUAUUUCACUGAUUUCAAUGUGCUCAGUCAGGAUUUACUUGCUUUGAACACAAUCCCUUGUUUUGGGUCAGUGGAAUUAUCUACACUAAAGACUUAAACGGAUUCAGAUCCCUCUUCCCUGGGAACUACAGUUCUGUGAGGGUCUAAGGAUUUCUUCUAGAGACUUCUCUGCACCCUUGCCAAACGAUAGUUCCUAGGAUUCUUGAGGAGGGGGUCGUGACAGUUAGUUUGAUAUUAAGCUGAUGCAUGUAUGGAAAUACACAAUGUCUUUGACAUUGUCUUAUCUGUGGAGGAGUCCAUUUUAAGUAAUGGAUUCCACUUUUAGCUCUUGAUGCAAGCAUGAUUUGUACACUGCAUGUCUGUUAGUAUUUUGUACCUGAUUUUUUUUAAUUCUAUGAAACAGAACUGAUUGUCCAACGGGCUUUUGAGACCUGCUGAUUGUUGAAAGCCCUCUGCAAGUAAAACCUGAAGACAUGACCUGAUUUCCUCUUCUCCCCCCACCCCCACCUCAUGUACCUUAUUUUUGCCAUGCUCUCUGCCUAGUCUUGGUCAUUGUUAAUACAGUUUAGUGGGAUGGGCAGCUAGGUUGCUCUUGAAUCAUCUUGGAAUGCUUCUCUGCUACUCAAUUCUCCACAUGUUUACUUGGAAGUAAGCCUCACAGCAUUCAGUGGAGCUUACUUCCAGGAAGUUGUGCACAGGAUUGCAGCCUUUGCAUAAGACUGCUGUCUUAAAGUCACAUCCAUUUGCAGGGUGGGAACUGGUAUGCUUGAAUAUGAGCUGGAGCAAGAGAGGUGGUUGACAAGGAUAGUAAAUGGCUGAGAGGGAAAGUUGAACAUGUCAAUACCUGGGCUGAUGUAGCAAUGAAUUUAGAACUGUGUAAUACCCUACAAUGUAUUUGCUUCUAUGCCCUUGUAAUCCUUGCUCAGUCUGUAUAUUUGUAAAUAAACUCAUUAUUACAGAGACAA
Hemicordylus capensis (graceful crag lizard) is the source of this 3707-nucleotide messenger RNA. Its product is annotated as E3 ubiquitin-protein ligase TRIM7-like. The record is from RefSeq and is a predicted model, not a curated record. NCBI's taxonomy places the organism in Eukaryota, Metazoa, Chordata, Lepidosauria, Squamata, Cordylidae. Gene Ontology annotation, molecular function: protein binding; zinc ion binding. The transcript is spliced from 7 exons. Bases 114 to 1676 code for a protein of 520 amino acids.